Calliphora vicina (urban bluebottle blowfly) is the source of this 1773-nucleotide messenger RNA. RefSeq names its product pickpocket protein 19-like. The transcript is spliced from 7 exons. Gene Ontology annotation, cellular component: plasma membrane. The record is from RefSeq and is a predicted model, not a curated record. Gene Ontology annotation, biological process: sodium ion transmembrane transport. Gene Ontology annotation, molecular function: ligand-gated sodium channel activity. The coding region runs from base 1 to 1773 and encodes 590 amino acids. NCBI's taxonomy places the organism in Eukaryota, Metazoa, Arthropoda, Insecta, Diptera, Calliphoridae.
AUGGCUUUACCCAAUUAUAAACCAGCCCAACCCUUAGCAUUGAGACAACUUAAUCAAAAAUUUGAGUUGGAUCCUAGAAAUAAGCAGAAAAGGAAUGCAAUAACAUUUACUCCUCAAUUCAAAGAGUCUGCUGAACAAUUGGCAUUAGAGUUUGGCAGAAAAUCCUCCAUACAUGGCCUGAAUAAGAUAUUUCAAGAGAAUUCGAAUAUAUAUGAAAGAUUCUUUUGGCUCCUAGUACUUGUCUAUGCUCUCUUGGGCUCCAUUUAUGUCUGCAUGAUUCUUUCCCAGCGUUUCAAUGCUGGUACUUUUCAAACUGUUGUGGACAGAACCAAUGCUCCCGUAUUCCAUAUAGCCUUCCCCGAAAUAAGCAUUUGUAAUGCAAAUCAUUUAAACUGGAAACGUUUAGAGGAGGCCAAACAACAAUUUAUGCCUCAUGAAAAUGAUACGGAAAAGAUUCGCAUGUUCGAAACAGUUAUUGGUCUCUAUGAUAAUGUUAGCUUUGGAGAAUUCGAUGCAUUCAGUGCACUAGAAGACAAACCUGUAGAACUGGUGAACAGUAUCAACUUUAGUUUAGUUUUUGAUUUCAUGACCUGGCGUUGUGAGGAGUUCUUAACGGAUUGUGUGUGGCGUCAUUAUAAACUUAACUGUUGCGAUAUAUUUUUGAGAAGUAAAGGUCAAGAAGGUCUAUGCUGGCACUUCAAUACACUAAACACAGAUGAAGCUAGACGCAAACAGUUAAUGGAUGAUAAAUAUCCCUGGAGGACGGGAAGUGCGGGACCGAAAAGUGGUUUAAAUGUACGUUUGCUGUUGAAUGAGGACAAGCACUAUUACCAGGAUAAUGAAAAGGGUGUAACGGUGGCUGUAUUGGAGCCGGGAGUUUUUCACAGAGAUCCGAUUUUUGUGCCUGCCAAUACCGAGACAGUGGUGGAAGUAGAACCCGUAGUUUAUUUCUAUGAUAAUGGAACCAGAAGUGUAUCAUCAGCUCAAAGGAAGUGUCGGUUUAAUGAUGAACCCCCCAGUUUUGAAUACAAAAACUUGCCCGGUUUUCCUUACAUGCUGGAAAAUUGCCACUCUCAGUGUUAUCAAGAGUAUUUACUAAGAUAUUGCAACUGUACCAUGGACAUAUUGUUUCCGCCAGCUCAAUAUAAUGCUUGCAAAGCUAAAGAUUUGCUGUGCUUAGCUAAAAAUAAUGAUUACUUCCAAUUUACUCAUCAAUCUGGAGAAGAGGAGUACAUGCAUAGUGAUUACCAGGGCAUGAUUUGUAAUUGUUUUCGCAAUUGUUAUUCCUUAAAUUAUGUGGCGGAUGUAAGACCAUCAUUUUUGCCAGAACAUCUACGCCGCAAGGGAAUGCAUAUUGACUUGGAUAUACAUUACCGUAUCGAAACAAUGUUUGUGUAUCGCACCAGUUUGGUCUUUAGUUGGGUGAACUUAGUGGUGGCUUUUGGUGGCAUAGUUGGUCUUUUUCUGGGUUGUUCUCUUAUAAGUGGCAUUGAAUUGUUGUAUUUUGUUUUCAUUGAGUUGCCCAGAUUCCUUCUCAAUGAAUGGAAAUCUAAAGGAAAAUCUAAAAAUAUUUAUAACCAGCUAAAUAAAGAAUUUAAAAUUAAUAAAAUUCCUCUUAAGCGCCGUAAACGUGGUGUGCAUAGUCGUACAUCGGCUGCUGAGAAUUUUGGAGAUAAUAGUUUUUCUGUUCAGAAUAAUAAUUUUAGUGUCCAAAACGCUGCUGUGCAACUGUGGUCGCAGCAAUAUUAUUUAACAAAUAAACAUAAUUGUUAA